CCACUAUGCCUAUCUCUUUCUCUCUCUCUCUCUUUGUCCUCAGCUUAUUAUUUCACCCUCCACAUUUUUAACCCACCCACACAAACAACAAAUAACACAUACAGACAUACUCUCUCCCUCUCUCUCUCAGUAUAAAUCAUCCCUCACUGCUUCCAAGACAUCUCUAUUCUCUCUCUCAAUUCCCUGAAUCUUCUAUCCCCCAAGUCUCUAACUUUAAACCCCCAUUUGUCUCAUUCUAAAAAACACAAAAAAUCUAUCUCUCACUCCCACAAAAACAAGAAGAAGCUAAGUACCUAACAAGUAACUAGAAAUGCCAUCGGAGACAAGUGAAGGAAAAGCGGUUACGAGGGUCCACCAGAGUUUGGGCCACCCACCACCACCGCAGGCGCAACCGCUACCAUGUCCUCGCUGCGACUCGACCUCCACCAAGUUCUGCUACUACAACAACUACAACCUCUCUCAGCCUCGCCACUUCUGCAAGUCGUGCCGGCGUUACUGGACCCAAGGUGGCACCCUCCGCAACGUCCCCGUUGGUGGUGGGACCCGCAAGGCUGCCAUGACUAAGCGCUCUCGCUCCGCCACGUGUUCCUCUUCUACUUCUUCCUCUUCGUCUUCUUCCUCCACUCUUACCAACAGCAACGACGCCGUUUUAGGGAACCCUGCUGCUACUGCUGCUGCUGCUGCUUCGGGUCUUCACGCUGAGAACAUGGAUUUGGGUGGUGGGAGCUUCAAUUUCUUGCUGAACUCGCAAGGUCCCAGCUUGUUGGGCCUGAGUGGGUAUGGGCUUGGGCUUGGGCCCAUACCCGGGUACGAUGAGAUGGGGUUCGGGUUGGGAAGAGGGAGCUGGACAUUCCCUGAAGUCGGUGACUUUGGCGGUGGUGGGAGUGGCAAUGGUGCCGACGUGGCCUCUAUGGGGUUCAACACGUGGCAGAUGAAUGGUGCUGAAGCUGGUGGACUAGCUGAUUCUGCUGCAGCUGCAGGGGAUUCCAUCCCUGGCCAGGGUUUGAAGUGAUCCAUUAAUUAAAUUACUUUUUAAUAGUAAUGCUUGUUUUUAGUUUUACCAUUUUCCAGGGAAAUGGUUUUUCAUUUCACCUUGUUUUUCGGUUUUUUUUUUCUUUUUUCUUUUUUUGGUGAAUGGUGGUGGGAUUUUGAAAUACUAGGGAAAAGUGGUAUUUGUGGGGUUUCACUUUCAGUCGCUUUCUUUUGUGGGUCAGUGUUUGGUUGGAGGGGUAUAGAUAGACUGGUAUAGGGUUACAUAGAGAAUGACUAGGAUGAAAGAGUACCUGUGGGAUACUGAUUCCUUGGUCUUAAUUAGUUAGUGCUCUCUCUUUUUCGUUUUUGUUUUUCAUGGUUAUGUAAAAAAUCUUUGGGUUUUGUCUUUGGACAAAUUGGUGGAAGCAAAUGGACAAGGAAACCUUUUUGGGGAGUUUUUUUUA
Quercus robur (English oak) is the source of this 1436-nucleotide messenger RNA. RefSeq names its product dof zinc finger protein DOF1.6. Gene Ontology annotation, molecular function: DNA binding; DNA-binding transcription factor activity. The transcript has a single exon. The coding region runs from base 311 to 1012 and encodes 233 amino acids. Lineage: Eukaryota; Viridiplantae; Streptophyta; Magnoliopsida; Fagales; Fagaceae. Gene Ontology annotation, biological process: regulation of DNA-templated transcription. The record is from RefSeq and is a predicted model, not a curated record.